AUGUCUCUUUUGGAAUUAGCUCAACGUCAAACUGACCUUCUGGUUCAGGAUGAAAUCAAGAAGGAUGUAGACAACGUUGGCGGUUUGGCUGAAAUCAAGGAUCUCGAAGCACCCAGAAAGUCUAUCAAUUAUGCUCCUCACGAAUUGUUAGCCGAAGGAUCCCGCUUACACACUAGCAUCGCUGAUGUCAUUCAUCAUUCCCGUCUUCUCCAUGGAGAUGGACAAGCUGAGCAACUUCUGAUUGAGCUUAAUUCUGCUGCCCAAAUCAACCGUGGACCCGACGGAGUUUUCGAAUCUUCCAGACUUCAUUGGGACAUGCUCUUAGGACGGGAUAGCGAAAUGCAUCCAUCCGAUUAUUUGAACUUCGAUGCUAAAAUGAAGUUAUAA
Auanema sp. JU1783 is the source of this 387-nucleotide messenger RNA. The record is from the annotation of a GenBank genome assembly. Lineage: Eukaryota; Metazoa; Nematoda; Chromadorea; Rhabditida; Rhabditidae.